Messenger RNA from Penicillium olsonii, 891 nucleotides. The record is from the annotation of a GenBank genome assembly. Lineage: Eukaryota; Fungi; Ascomycota; Eurotiomycetes; Eurotiales; Aspergillaceae.
AUGGCACCAAGAAGUGCGUCCUACCCCAUUGUGGAUGUAUGGGCGAAUCCUCCUGGUUUGGGAGCUGCUAUUCCAGAAGUUGCCCGUCUGUUCUCUUACAGUCAUUCCGACCCCGAGGUCGCUGAUAAAAAGCGAUCGCCCGAGGAGGUUAUUGCCCUGAUGGACGAAGCAGGGGUUACUCAUAUCUGCAUGUCCGCGUGGAGCCGCCCAGGAAAGAUGAUCUUUUCGAAUGAAGAGGUUGCCGUGUACACUCGCGCCUAUCCAAACCGAAUUUUUGGUCUAGCGGCAGUCGAUCUCCACAAUCCAGUGGAGGCUGUCAAGGAGCUAGAUCAUUAUGUCCGGAAGGAAGGCUUCGUCGGUCUGAGAGUCGUGCCAUGGCUGUGGAACAUGCCACCGAGUGAUCCACACUAUUGGCCGCUGUUUGUUAAAUGCAUCGAACUCGACGUGCCCUUCUUCACUCAAGUUGGACAUACCGGGCCUGCUUGUCCAAGUGAGGUCGGCCGUCCAAUCCCAUAUAUCGAUACCAUCGCCCUCAAAUUUCCGGACUUGAAGAUUAUCAUGGGACAUAUCGGGUAUCCGUGGGCCGCGGAGACUACUGCGGUGGCCUGGAAGCACAAAAAUGCCUACAUCGACACCAGCGCGUGGUCUCCCAAAUACUAUGCCCCGGAAUUCAUCACAUUUGCCAAUACAACUGGCAAGGAUAAAGUGAUGUUUGGGACCAACUUCCCGCAGCUAGGUUGGAAGGAUUGCGUUGACAAGGUCAACAGUCACUUGGUUGGAACCAAGGGGGGUUUACGAGAUAAUGUGUUGGAGGGCUUCAUGGGUGGAAAUGCUCUCCGAGUAUUGAAUUUGCCUGCGGUGGAUCUAGCAGCUCCCAAGUCAAAUCUAUAA